UUCCUUCCCAAACUAGCAUGGGGAAGAUCUGGAUCGAAAUAGGAUUAGUUUCUGCUCGAGGGCUCAAACGACGGUCGCUCUUGAAGCUCCAAUGGUUUGCCAUUGGUUGGAUCGAUCCGAAGAACAAGUAUUGCACCAAAGUCGACCACUCUGGGAAUGCGAAUCCUGCUUGGAAAACAAAGUUCGCUACAUUGGUUGAUGUCUCUAACUCGGAAUUCCAAGACCUGGCACUCCAUGUAGAAGUUUAUAGCAGAGAGCUCAUUUUCCUUCGAGAAAGGCUCCAGGGAACAGCUACUAUUGUCCUGAGAGAGUUUCUGGCAAAGCAUGCAAAGAAUUCUGAUGUUUCCAGGGCAACCAUUGAAGAAGUGGGGAGUUAUCAGCUAAGAAAGGAAAAUUCCAGCAAACCCCGGGGAUUUGUCGAUAUUUCUGUUCGCAUAUCAGAAGAAGGGGCUGAGUCGCAUAAUCACAUAGGUUCUUCACAAGGAAAUGGAGGACUCGUGCUCAUGGAUCAUGGGAAUCACAUAACCCUGACACAUGAAGAUACGUCAGCUCAAGCCUUCCCGCCGCGACUGCCUAUAGUUCGACAAAGUCGAGAAAAUCAUCAGCAGACAAACGUCCCGGUAAAUCAUUCAACGCCGGUACAGAGUAACUCUCAGAACCCAUCCGUAGGUGGACCGAGCAAUUAUCCAAUUAGAACAACUCCGCCGCCACCACCGCCACUGCCUCCACCGCCACCUUCAAAUGUUGGUUUCAUACCCACCUUUCUUCCGAGGACAGAAAAUCUGCCAGGGGCUCGUAUGAACAUGUCUCCGUCUGGAGCAGAUGGUGGACAAGGCAGAGGACCAGGGUUUGGAAUGGGAUUAGGCGCAGGAGCACUCGCGGCUGGUGCUGCCAUUUUUGGUGAAGACUUCCUGUCAGGAUUUGAUGUUCCUAGAGGCUUACAGGAUGCUAGUCUCACUGUGUCAAUGGAUCCCCCCUUCUGAUGAAACAGCGUAAAGGUGAUCAUCUCAUGGCAUUGAAAUUGUAAUUUUCUUGUUCCAACUGUAUGGGUGAAUCUGCAUAGCUAGGCCAUUUAAUGAUUUGCUAGUCUUGCAUAAGUUUAAUUGCGCCAAACCCUGUCGGACGCUCAAGCAGAGAUUGUACAAGAAAGACCUCAAGCACAGCUUAUUGUACAACAUAGCAAUGUCAUUUAUAAGAUUUCGCCA
Messenger RNA from Syzygium oleosum, 1205 nucleotides. RefSeq lists its product as uncharacterized. Gene Ontology annotation, biological process: defense response. The transcript is spliced from 2 exons. NCBI's taxonomy places the organism in Eukaryota, Viridiplantae, Streptophyta, Magnoliopsida, Myrtales, Myrtaceae. The coding region runs from base 18 to 983 and encodes 321 amino acids. The record is from RefSeq and is a predicted model, not a curated record.